Messenger RNA from [Candida] anglica, 715 nucleotides. Lineage: Eukaryota; Fungi; Ascomycota; Pichiomycetes; Serinales; Debaryomycetaceae. The record is from the annotation of a GenBank genome assembly.
GUAGUCCAAAAAUGAAACAUAGUAAACAAUAAAAUAAAAUACGUUCUCUAUAUACCACAAGAAUGCUGAUUGAACAAUUAAGUGAACAAGUUAGAAAUCUCACUGCGAUAGUGGAAAAACAGUCGCAGAUAAUUGCACAAACUGGUCAACAAGUUUUGGAUUUACAAGUUAAAGAUGUCAAGUCUAAAAUGAAUAGUAUGGAUAUUGAUGGUGGCAAACCAUCAAUUGAUGUAGAUGAUUUUGUUACCAAUGAAGAUAUUGUUCAAUUAGUGGGUGAAUUACAAGGACAAUUGGAUUUCUUAGAGGAUAGAGGAAUUAAAAGAGUGAUAAACUCAACCAUAGAUAAGACUGAUUUGAGAGCAAUCAUUGCUCCAUUAACUAAUCGUGAUGGAGAAUUACCAAAUAAUGAAAUUUUCCCCAAUACAGUUGAUGAAUUUUUAAAUAUUUCUCCACCAACAAUUAUUUUAUUGUGUGAAUUUUAUGAAUUAAUUAAUAAUAAUAAUGAUGAAUCCUUACAGAAAUUAUUAGAAUCUGGUGCAGUUUCAAGUAUUGAAGAAGCACAUGCAGUCUUCCAACAACAACAAUCUGAAUCUUUAGAAGAUAAAUUGAAGGCUUAUACUCCUCAACAACUUGAUAUCUUUGUAGAUGAAUUGGCUAGAUAUCUUGGGUUACGGUUUAGAAAGCAGAAACUGGUGUGGUAAAAUGAAAAAUAUCA